UCGUCAAAUUCAUCAGUCACAUAAUAUUUUGUUUGAGUUCGGUUCGAGUCGGGUUAAUUCACACACUAGUUCAUUCGGGUUUGUAUAAUAUGGAUUUCCAGCUCUAUCAAUUUGAAAAGGAAACAAUAAAAAGACAGGGCUUGAAACAUAACAAUAAAAAGUCCAGUCUCACUCUCUACCUUCACACUAUCUCAGCCGCCGUCGGUCAGUCGGCCGGAGCCACCGUCCGGAGCCGGAGAUUGUAGUUUCUCUGUCUUCAAAGGGGGUUCUAUGAUUAUGUUCCCAAGAACCUAUUUCAGGGGAUACUUCACAAGAAUAGCCAAUUCUACAGCUGAUUUGCUCGAAUCUCCACUUAUAAAAACGCAAAUUAAUCCAUUAAUACAGUCAAACAAGAUCCCAGAUGUGUUAGAAUGUAAUUUUCAGAUUAAAGAGUUUGUGAAAACUGGUCGUUUGGAAGAUGCACGCAAACUGUUCGAUGAAAUGCCGCAAAGAGAUGUGGUUUCUUGGACCAAUGUGAUAUCUGGGUAUGUCAAUGCAUCGAACUAUGACGAGGGUUUGAAUUUGUUUUCAAGAAUGUGUGUUGACCCGUGUAUUAGAGUGGACCCCUUUGUACUUAGUUUGGCUCUGAAAGCUUGUGGACUUAAUAAUAGUUUAACUAAUGGGAGAUUGUUGCAUGGUGCUUGUGUUAAGAAUGGUCUUGUUAAUUCUGUGUUUGUGGGGAGUUCACUUUUGGACAUGUAUGCUAAGUCUGGCUACAUUUCGGAGAGUUGUCUAGUUUUCGAGCAGAUGCCGGAGAAGAAUGUAGUUUCAUGGACUGCUAUUAUAACAGGACUGGUUAAGGCUGGUUAUUGUAAGGAAGGGUUGCUGUAUUUUUCUGAAAUGUGGCGCUCUGGUUUGCACUGUGAUGCAUAUAGUUUUGCCAUUGCAUUGAAGGCUUGUGCUGAUAUAUGUGAUCUGGAACAUGGCAAGGAAAUCCAUACACAAGCAUUAAAGAAGGGUUUUGAUUUAGGCUCUUAUGUGGUGAAUACUCUUGCUACAAUGUACAAUAAAUGUGGGAAGUUGGAUUAUGGUAUGUGUUUGUUUGGAAGAAUGACUAUCCCUGAUGUGGUUGGAUGGACUUCACUCAUUACUUCCUAUGUUCAGAUGGGUAAAGAAGAGAUUGCUGUUCAACAGUUUAAGCGAUUGAGAGAUUCCGAGGUGAGGCCUAAUGAAUACACAUUUGCUGCAGUUAUUACUGCUUGUGCCCAUCUUGGUAGAAUUAAUUGGGGUGAACAAUUACAUGCUCAUGUCAUGAGAGCUGGUUCCUUAAAUGCUCUAUCGGUUGCAAAUUCAGUCAUGACAUUGUAUUCGAGAUGUGGUCAGUUAAAAUCAGCAUCUUUGGUUUUUGAUUGUAUGACUAGCAAAGAUAUUGUUUCAUGGAGCAGCAUAAUUACAGGAUAUUCUCAAGCUGGAUAUGGCAAGGAAGCGUUUGAUUAUUUCUCAUGGAUGAGAAGGGAAGGGCCAAAACCUACAGAAUUUGCUUUUGCUAGUAUGUUGAGCGUGUCUGGUAGUAUGGCAAUACUUGAGCAAGGUAGACAAGUACAUGCUCAUGUAUUGAAAGUUGGAUUAAAACAUACAUCUUUGAUACAAAGUGCGCUGAUUACUAUGUAUUCCAAAUGUGGAAGCAUAAAGGACGCCUCAGAGAUAUACAAUGGAACGAGCAAGGAUGAUGUUGUGUCGUGGACUUCCAUGGUAAAUGGAUUUGCUGAACAUGGUGACAGUCUAGAAGCUUUAGAUUUGUUUGAUAAAAUGCUGCUAGCUGGUUUGAGGCCAGAUGCUGUGACAUACAUUGGAGUUCUUUCUGCUUGUAGCCAUGCAGGACUUGUGGAUCUGGGUUAUUCCUAUUUUAAUUCUAUGAGCCAGAAGUUUCAGAUAAGUCCCUGUAAAGAACAUUAUGGCUGCAUGGUUGACCUCUUAUGCAGAGCUGGAAGGCUAACAGAAGCUGAGAACAUGAUAAAUACCAUGUCAUAUGAAGUAGAUGAUGUUAUCUGGUCGACCUUUCUGAGAGCAUGUAAAAUUCAUGGUGAUGUUGAGCGUGCCAGACAUGCUGCCGAAAGGAUUCUUGAACACAAUCCCAAUUGUGCUGGGACACUUACUACUUUAGCUAACAUUUACUCUGCAAAGGGAAGGUGGAGAGAGGCAGCGGAUAUCAGAAAGCUGAUGAGAUCUAAAGGGGUAGUGAAAGAUGCAGGAUCAUCAUGGAUUAAGGUUAAAGAUGAGGUCUCUACAUUUGUUUCUGGGGAUAAAUCACAUCCAGGUGGUGAUCAUAUUUACAAUAUCCUGGAUUUGCUGAUGUCUGGUGUAGAUGUACUUGAUAAGGAGGAUGAUUCCCUUCUGCAAGCCACAUAAAUUUAAAAGGGAGUUCAUCUUGGUUUGAUCACUUGAAAAAUUCCAAUUGAGAACAUGAGAUGCAUGUUCUUGUAGACUUGCAGUCACUCUUGGGUCAUGACAAGGUUCCUCGAGAGUCGAGGCACAAGCACAUCAUAGUUGAAUAACUCACUGUUAAAUCAGGGGUCUGUGUGCAGGGUGUGGGAUUGGAAGCAAUUCUAAUCAUAUUGUCUGGCCAAGAAAGAGAUGUUUGGAAGAUUUAUGUCAUUCCAGAACAGCAGUACGGCACUGACAAUUGGAUUUUCAGCCAGUUUCCAAGCAUACCUGUACAAGAGUUGGAAGUCCUGAAGACGUGUGCAACCCAUGCCCCUUUGCUUCCCAAUUUUUCUCUGCCAGCUUUAUUCUUCCAGUCCUCUACUUAUCAAGGAAUGAAGAUGAUGAUGAAGAUGAGAAAAGGAUAAAGGCUGAAGACAAGCUUCCUCAAUGUCAGGUUCUCUCAUUGCUGCAAUUAUGAUUCCAUCUGAUUCCUUUCCUCAGCACAUAACAAUUAGAACUUCAGUACUGGAGGUUGCAGGGUUUGUUUCUCUCCCAAUUUUCAAUCAGAAAUUUGUUUAAAUAACCCUCUGUGCAGAUGCGACAACUAAUUUAAUACUAAUCCCUACGAGACCUUGUUAGAAUUAAUUUUGGGAUCAUCAAACUAUAAAUUUUAGGUAUAUUUUUGAAUUCUUAUGAGGAAAUAUGGAGGUUAUUAGUCAAUUGGGUUAUAAUUUGAACUUUAUAUUUGACUUUUACGAACUUUAGACUGAAAUAAAUGAGAAUAAGCUUGCAAAUUGCUGGGUUUGUCGUGAUUGUGAUAAUAUUUUAACUAAGGCAAUUCUGAUUGCU
This is a messenger RNA of Chenopodium quinoa (quinoa), 3252 nucleotides long. Its product is annotated as putative pentatricopeptide repeat-containing protein At3g47840. The transcript has 2 exons. The coding region runs from base 271 to 2388 and encodes 705 amino acids. Gene Ontology annotation, molecular function: RNA binding; protein binding. Gene Ontology annotation, biological process: RNA modification. Lineage: Eukaryota; Viridiplantae; Streptophyta; Magnoliopsida; Caryophyllales; Amaranthaceae. The record is from RefSeq and is a predicted model, not a curated record.